AUGAGCAACGAUUCUGUCUCCGCACUCAACAACUACCUCCAGUCGAUCGGCAAGGAGUCAUCUCUGAGCUGGUUUGAGGAAAGGAGCGGUCCAGAGCAUAACCCUGAGUGGACCAUGACCUGCAAGAUCGACGAUAAGCCUAUUGCCACCGGAAGUGGCCCGCAGAAGCAGGCCGCAAAGGAUGCCGCAGCCAAGGGGGCUCUGGACAAACUUCAACAGGGCGGAUAA
Molecule: messenger RNA, 228 nt
Organism: Phanerochaete carnosa HHB-10118-sp
Lineage: Eukaryota; Fungi; Basidiomycota; Agaricomycetes; Polyporales; Phanerochaetaceae
Exons: 4
Coding region: 1-228 (75 amino acids)
Source: RefSeq, a predicted model, not a curated record